GAGGACGUUAGCGUCCCGGAGGAGCGGAAGCCGAGGCGACUGUUUUGAAGUUGUUCUUGGGUUGCUUUCCAUUCUUCCGCCCUCUCGUACCUUCGGUACGGCGUGCACACCCUGGCAGCUUUGUCCCGCGUUUAGGGGAGGACGGCCCCUGGCCGGCCUCGGUUUAAUAAAGCGAAGCGUCCCUCGCUGCGGCGCGGCGAGGCGUGGGCCCCGCCGCUUUCCGUCCUUCCUCCCUAGCUAGGGCUCUUCCGCGGCCCGCGCUCGCUGGGCUCAGCAUGUCCACCCCGCCGCUGGCCGGGGCCGGGAUGCCGCCCGGGACCUUUACGGGACCCCAGGCCCAGGCUGCCCGCGAGGUGAACACCGCGUCCCUCUGCCGGAUUGGGCAGGAAACCGUGCAGGAUAUCGUGUACCGCACCAUGGAGAUCUUCCAGCUGCUCAGGAACAUGCAGUUGCCAAACGGUGUCACUUACCACACUGGAACAUACCAGGACAGGUUAGCUAAACUUCAAGAUCAUCUCCGUCAACUCUCCAUCCUCUUCCGGAAACUAAGAUUAGUUUAUGAUAAAUGCAAUGAAAACUGUGCAGGAUUGGAUCCUAUUCUGAUAGAGCAACUCAUUCCUUAUGUGGAAGAAGAUGGCUCAAAGAAUGAUGACCGUGGUGCUUCUGGCCAACUUCGUUUUGCCAGUGAAGAGAGGAGAGAAAUAGCAGAAGUAAAUAAAAAACUCAAACAGAAGAAUCAACAGCUGAAACAAAUUAUGGACCAAUUACGGAAUCUCAUCUGGGACAUAAAUGCCAUGUUGGCAAUGAGGAACUGAACUGAUUUUUAAAUUUGUACUUUAUAACUUGCAUAGCUAUUUUAUUCUCUUUGGCUUUGAUUUUUUUUUUUAACAGUAGCUUAUUUGCCUUCGUCGCAAUGUUGCAAAAAUUUAUUUAAAUUUUUGUUCCAUUAUCGCAAAUAUACAUUAAAUAUAUGCUUCAUAGUUUAGUAAGCAGUAUAACAUCUCUCUGUUAAGUAUAGUAACUUAUUGACAGCUCUUAAUUUUUGUUAGUUUUCUAUAAUUCAGCAAUCAUGUGAAAGCAUAAUUUUUUAGGUUUAAACUUUCAUUAUUAAGUUUAUUUUUCUUGAAUUGUUUUUCUUGAUUUUGUUAUCUUAUAUUGAAAAGAUUAAUUUAGUAACCAUUUGUUAAUAUGUUAUAUUCAAAUAACUUAAAAAGUCUAUUCCUUAUUUCUAAAUUAAAAAAAAAAUAGUUUAAGCUAUU
Messenger RNA from Trichosurus vulpecula (common brushtail), 1259 nucleotides. RefSeq names its product mediator complex subunit 30 (gene MED30). The record is from RefSeq and is a predicted model, not a curated record. Gene Ontology annotation, biological process: positive regulation of DNA-templated transcription. NCBI's taxonomy places the organism in Eukaryota, Metazoa, Chordata, Mammalia, Diprotodontia, Phalangeridae. Gene Ontology annotation, cellular component: mediator complex. The transcript is spliced from 4 exons. Gene Ontology annotation, molecular function: transcription coregulator activity. The coding region runs from base 276 to 815 and encodes 179 amino acids.